GAUGGCUCGGCCGCGCGUGCGGCUGGUGGUCACUGCGGACGACUUUGGUUACUGCCCGCGGCGGGAUGAGGGCAUUGUAGAGGCCUUCUUGGCCGGCGCUGUGACCAGCGUGUCCCUGCUGGUCAACGGCGCGACGGCGGAGAGCGCUGCGGAACUGGCCCGCAGGCACCAAAUCCCCACGGGACUCCACGCCAACCUAUCCGAGGGCCGCCCCAUUGGCCCGGCCUGCCACGGUGUCUCGUCGUUGCUCAGCCCCGAAGGCUUCUUCCUGGGCAAGAUGGGAUUCCGGGAGGCGGUGGCAGCCGAAGAUGUGUCCUUCUCCGAGGUGCGGGAAGAGCUGGAGGCCCAGCUGAGUCGCUUCCAGGAAUUACUGGGUAGGAACCCUACUCACGUGGACGGGCACCAGCACGUGCACGUGAUCCCAGGCGUGUGCCAGGUAUUCGCAGAGGCGCUGCAGGCUUACAGGGUGCGCUUCACACGGCUGCCGCUGGAGCGCGGAUUGGGCGACUGUACGUGGCUCGAGGCCCCCGCGCGCGCCUUUGCGUGUUCGGUGGAGCGUGACGCCCGGGCCGCUGUGGGCCCCUUCUCCCGCAGCGGCCUAAGGUGGACCGAUGCCUUCGUGGGCCUGAGCACCUGCGGCCGGCACAUGUCCGCUCAGCGCGUGUCAGGGGCAUUGGCUCGGGCCCUGGAAGGUACCCCCACGGGCCACUCCCUGACAGCCGAACUGAUGGCCCACCCAGGCUACCCCAGUGUGCCUCCCGCUGGAGGCUGCGGUGAGGGUCCUGAUGCCUUUUCCUGCUCUUGGGAGCGGCUGCAUGAGCUGCGUGUCCUCACCGAGCCCACACUGAAAGCCCAGCUUGCCCAGGAUGGGGUGCAGCUUUGUGCCCUCCAUGACCUAGAUUCCAAGAGACCCGGGGAAGUGGUCCCUAGCGAAGCCACUCUGGAAACCCUGGAGUCCUCCCAACCCUGACCCUGACAGCCAAGAACACCUUAGUGGUCAGAAAGGGGGUAAGGGUUGAGCUUUGGCACAGUCCACAAUCCAGCCCUAGAGUGAGUUCUGUGACUUCCCUGAGCAGAAUAAUGCCACCUCUUUGCCCAGGUCCUCAUGCCUCAGAGUGACAGCCAGAGCUUCAGCAAGCCCUUCUUGGCUGCAGGUGGGUCAGCCUGUGACAUCUUGGCCUGGGGCCUGCCAAGAGUUUUGUGCUCUUCAUGUUUUUAUGUAAGCAUCUUCUUUAUUUAGUGGGGGAGAUCACUGUAUUAAUAAAAUAAUAUCUUGUAAAUUUGAAUGAUUUAUAAACCGUGCCCAGAAACCUUCACAGACACACAGACAGACAAAA
Molossus molossus (Pallas's mastiff bat) is the source of this 1337-nucleotide messenger RNA. It is a transcript of the gene YDJC, whose product is annotated as YdjC chitooligosaccharide deacetylase homolog. NCBI's taxonomy places the organism in Eukaryota, Metazoa, Chordata, Mammalia, Chiroptera, Molossidae. Gene Ontology annotation, molecular function: deacetylase activity. Gene Ontology annotation, biological process: carbohydrate metabolic process. The transcript has 5 exons. The record is from RefSeq and is a predicted model, not a curated record. Bases 2 to 970 code for a protein of 322 amino acids.